Messenger RNA from Schistosoma curassoni, 279 nucleotides. The record is from the annotation of a GenBank genome assembly. NCBI's taxonomy places the organism in Eukaryota, Metazoa, Platyhelminthes, Trematoda, Strigeidida, Schistosomatidae.
AUGUCAGAACGUUCGGAAAUGGAACAUGCUGUAGCUAGAGUUGGUGCUGGGACAAUCCCCCUGUCGAUCCUAAUUGAAUUCAUCUCACAGAAAGUUUACACUGAUCUUAUGCGUCUUAUUGAUCUGUUGCCAAGCAAAACAGAUCUUGAAAAGAAGAUAGAAAUCGCUACAUUCUUUAGUCGUACUCAACAUCUUUUCAUAAGGCUCGAGGCCUUAGUUAAGUGGUCAAAUAGUGCAUCAAAGGUCGACAAAUGUGAGAAGAGCAAAGUUUCUUUUUGA